Penicillium angulare is the source of this 861-nucleotide messenger RNA. RefSeq lists its product as uncharacterized. The record is from RefSeq and is a predicted model, not a curated record. Bases 1 to 861 code for a protein of 286 amino acids. The transcript is spliced from 2 exons. NCBI's taxonomy places the organism in Eukaryota, Fungi, Ascomycota, Eurotiomycetes, Eurotiales, Aspergillaceae.
AUGGUAGUACUAGAUAUAUCUAACGGAUAUCGCGACAUUCUUCUCCCUUUAGCAUGUGAAUAUCCUCUUAUACAACGUGCCGUGGGAGUGGUGGCCGCCCAACACCUGGCUCUUCAUCAACCCAGCUUCCAGGCCAUCGCGGAUCAAGGGAGAUCUAGCCUGAUCUCUCGUCUCAGCAGGGACUCUUUCCUUGAAUCACCACAUAAAGUAUUUAACCUCUCCACCUGGGCAACCUUGAUUAUCCUUCUCGUGGGUGAAACAAUCACCGGAAGCUCAGAAUAUUCUCAUCUACUGCAAACUUUGAUGUGCUUGGUGCGAAAUGUUGGCCAAAUAUCAUCUCUAUCCGCGCAAAAUUUCCUUGCCAAACAAACUCAUAUGUUUGAAUUCCUUGGCCAGCCUCUAUUGGGUGAACAAAAGGGUGUUGAGGCAUUGACCUUGCCACCUGAAAAUUAUCUUGACUGGACCUACUACGAUCUCCCUCUAGACUCAGAAUACAACCAUCUCCUCAAUAUCUCAAGAACGGCAUUCAUCAAAGCGUCGCAAAUUUACCUCGGUCGCGUGGGCUCAGAUCUAGACCAAUGGGGACAUUUGGAGAGUUUGAAAGACCUAGUCACGCAAAUAGGUCCAGAGCAGUUGGGCUCCCAUGCUCUAGUCUGGGUUUGCUUCAUUGCAGCUGCAGACAGCACCGACCCCGAACACCGAGACUUCUUCGUGGAUCGUAUGAAUAAAAUAUACGUACAAACAAAAUUCCAGAACAUUGCUGCCGGCAUGCAGGCAUUGCCAGGCAUUUGGUCACAACGUGGGUCUGGUGGGAGAUGGACAAGCAACCUGCGGCAGCUGGCCCCGACACUGAUUAUGUGA